UAAAAAUCCAGUCGCUUUGAGAAAUUUAUAACCGUCUUUCAUUCAGUAUAAAAUAUGUGAAACAUCAGGAGGACGAAAACACUGGUGUGGAUUCCAGACGGCAAGAAGGAAGAGGUAAAAAAGAAGGUUGCUCUUCCUCCUCCUCUACACGACUGCUGCUGUCCUGGGAUCGAUUCCAAAACUAGCACGCUCCAGCGGCCGCCGCUCCUUGCCUUCACCCCGCCUCCAAGCACAGCGAGGGGGGGAGCCCUCAGUCCCUGGCUGCUUGCCCAACCAGCCAGCCUCCAACUUGUAUAUAAAGGGAGUCAGGAGGGAGACUCGGGCCACCGAGAAUCAGAGACACACAGACAAAUGAUCGCUGAUCCCGUGAACCAGAUACAAGUGAGACAGACUUCUGCCGGAUCCCUAGCCUCUAAAGUUUGCAGUUAUUGUGCCUACAUUUCUAAGAUAUUUAGAAAGUGUUAAACCUUAGACGUGCUUUACAUUCUAGAGUAUAUGAACUUUUCGGCUCGUACAAACUGGACUGCAUCACAAUAUAUACUCUGUCACUGCUAUUGAAAAGUCUAAUUGCAGUGACCUUUGAAAAAAAAGGACUGCACUGUGUUUUGAAUAUUGAAAAUACUUUGCAAAAAUCCUGAUUUUGGUUCACAGUUUGCUUCCUCUUCGGGGGAGAUCUCACCUCUUUCCCAUUACUCUAGUUUGCUGUAUUGCCGAUUGUGUUGCUCACAAUUGUCUGGGGCACCAUGAUGUUUGAAGGCUUUGACGUGCUCUCGGCACUUGCCACACUUGCUGCCUGUCUAUUAUCCGUCGUCCUGCUCCUGGCUGUUUCACAGCAGCUGUGGCAACUUCGCUGGGCUGCCACCCGUGACAAGUCCUGCAAGCUUCCUAUCCCCAAGGGCUCUAUGGGCUUCCCAAUUGUUGGAGAGACAUUUCACUGGAUCCUGGAGGGCACUACGUUCCAUUCAUCCAGGAGGGAGAAAUAUGGCAAUGUGUUUAAAACUCACUUACUUGGCCGCCCUCUUAUCCGAGUGACAGGCGCAGAGAAUGUGAGGAAAGUCCUGAUGGGAGAACACAAUCUGGUCAGCACUGAGUGGCCACGGAGUACCAGGAUGUUGCUAGGCCCCAACAGUCUAGCUAAUUCAAUUGGAGAUAUCCACAGGAAUAAAAGAAAGAUUUUUUCUAAAGUGUUCAGCCAUGAAGCCUUAGAAAGCUACUUGCCCAAAAUCCAACUGGUGAUACAGGACACCCUCAGGGAGUGGAGCAGCAACCCUGAACCCAUUUGUGUCUACAGUGAGGCACAGAAGCUCACCUUUCACAUGUCCAUUAGGGUCCUAUUGGGGUUCUGCAUCGCAGAUGAAGAAAUGAACCACAUGUUCAAAUCAUUCCUGCAGUUUAUCGAUAGUCUCUUCUCUCUGCCAAUAGAUAUGCCAUUGAGUGGUUAUAGGAAAGGAAUUCAGGCCCGUGAAGCUCUCCAAAAGGGCUUAGAAAAAGCCAUCCAAGAUAAGAUACAGAACAGCCAGGGGAAAGACUACACUGAUGCUUUAGAUGUUUUAAUAGAAAGCAGCAAGGAACAUGGAAAAGAGAUGUCGAUGCAAGAGGUGAAGGAUGCCACAUUAGAGUUUAUCUUUGCUGCAUUUGCCACAACGGCUAGCUCCAGUACGUCAUUGAUAAUGCAACUGCUCAAACAUCCAGCUGUCUUGGAGAAGUUAAGGGACGAACUUAAAAGCAAAGGCAUCCUUCAUAAUGGCUGUCUCUGUGAGGGAGUUCUGAACCUGGAGACUAUUAUGAGCCUCAACUAUUUGGACUGUGUGAUUAAGGAGGUCCUUCGGCUCUUCUCCCCCGUUUCUGGAGGUUAUAGGGUGGCACUUCAGACAUUUGAGCUGGAUGGCUAUCAGAUACCUAAAGGCUGGAGUGUACUGUACAGUAUCCGAGAUACACAUGACACAGCACCAGUUUUCAAAGAAGUUGAAAAGUUUGAUCCAGAUCGUUUUUCACAGGAACGUUGUGAAGACAAGGAUGGCAGGUUCCAUUAUCUUCCAUUUGGUGGUGGUGUACGGACCUGUCUUGGAAAACAGCUAGGCAAGUUGUUCCUCAAAACACUAGCUAUUGAGCUAGCUAGUACAAGUCAGUUUGAACUGGCCACAAGAACUUUUCCCAAAGUCACGACAGUUCCUGUAGUCCAUCCUAUAGAUGGUCUUAAGGUGAAAUUUUUUGGACUUGAUUCCAACCAGAAUGAAAUUGUAACAGAGACAGAUGCUAUAUUGGGAUCUACAGUCUAAAACACUCAGCUACCUUUUUCACUUUGGGCAAACUUUUACUCACUACACUAACUUUUCAAAUGGACUUUUGAAAUCUUACAAAGCUGCCAAAAUGGUAUUUUUACUUGUGUUUUUAAAGCCUUUUCACAAUGGAGAACAGACUUGGGACCAUAUGCUUGAGUCGAGAGAACUGAAAGAAAUGGAAGAAACUUGUAGAGAAAUUUUAAAUUAUCAGGGUAAAACAGUUUAAAGUAUCAUUGCAUUGUGUAUUUGUUUUGCUUGUUACUGAAUAUUUGCUCAUGUUCCUGGAAUGGUUAGGCGAUAUGGUGAAAGCUGUAGUUAAAAGAAAGUUCUCAUGUGAUCAGAAGUAGCCAGUCAGGAACAGUGACAGCAAUUACAGUUUCAUGUACAUGUUCACAAAUGACCAGUACAGUGUUAUGUUUAGUAAGCUCUUUUCCAUGCCUUGGUGCAUGACUAGAGAAUGAUACAGGCUCUGCAAUAAAUUAAUCCAUUAUAGCUACUUAAUAAUAGCAUUUCCGCUAGUUGUAAUAACAAAAUACAGAGGGGAAAACGAGGAAAGAGCAAGUAGUUGGUUGAGGCAAUAGCCAUUCUGAAGGUUAAAUGUUGAAGUUAGGUCAAACAAGAAAGUGGGAGAAAGGGUGAAGAGAAUGCCGUAAGGAGUCUAGUAGAACAGAAGAAAGGGAAAAAGUUAAAGGGGAUAAAAUGAAAGUUGUAUUAACCUCAGAGUAAAAAAAUGAACUGAAAGCUAUUCUUUCAAUCAGAGAACCAAACAUGCUGCAGAUAAGAGGAUUAAAGUCACACACCCAUAUACAUAUUUACAUUGCGCUGACUACAGUACAUAAUUAUAUAACUUGACUAAAAAGGAACUGCAAUCAUUUUGCAGACUAAGCACUUUGAAUGUCAAAAAUUAAAAAGCAAAGUUUUCUAGCACAGUCCUGGUACUGGCUAACACUAUAUUAUUGCAUACACAGCAGCUGCCGAAUAUUGAAUUUGUAUUGUCUGUCUUUAUAAACUAUUAUAAGUACUAUUUUUGUUAUAAUUCAAAAUAGAUAUUUAGUAUAAAGGUUUGCUGUUAAAUAUUUGUUAUUUAGUAAAAUAUUGGAUUUCUUUUAUUGUAAACUGUUCAAAUAUUAAUAUGUUUUAAUAUUAAAAGCACUUGUGUUUUUUUAUUGGUGUCAUACAAAUGUGUUUUUCAUUAUUGUGAAUAUAAUUUGUAAAUAAUAUUAUGUUUCAUAUAUUAAGAUGAAUGUUGUGCAUUUCUGUGAUCUUUGAAAUAAUGUAUGUGGGUAUUUUAUAGACUUCCAUAAUAAAACAAAUACAGAUCUUGAAAAGUC
Molecule: messenger RNA, 3613 nt
Organism: Protopterus annectens (West African lungfish)
Lineage: Eukaryota; Metazoa; Chordata; Ceratodontiformes; Protopteridae
Product: cytochrome P450 26B1
Exons: 7
Coding region: 744-2279 (511 amino acids)
Biological process (GO): sterol metabolic process
Molecular function (GO): heme binding; oxidoreductase activity, acting on paired donors, with incorporation or reduction of molecular oxygen; iron ion binding
Source: RefSeq, a predicted model, not a curated record